AUGACCGAUCCAGUUGAAACCCGUAAGCUUAUCUGGGGCACCACUGUCAACAUCGAAUCCUCCAUGGCAAUGUUUCGUGACUUUAUUCUCAAUUUUACUAUUGCCCACAAGCUUGAAGGCACGGCUGAUGCAGUGAUUACUGACGCUGAUCGCAUGCCGUUUUAUGAUCGGCUACUGCGUCAUCUUAAUACAAAUGACGUCCACGAUAUGAACCUUGACUGCACCAAUCUUGAAGCAUAUCCGCCUGCUCGUCGUCUGUAUCAGCAACUUGUCAGGUAUCCGCAGGAAAUCAUUCCACUCAUGGAUCAUACUCUUACAGACAUUUAUCUGGAAAAAUUUGAAGACUCGGACCUUCCAAUGGGUUCCACUAUGCGCGUUCGUCCUUUCAACAUUCAACGCACUGUUAAUUUGCGAGAACUUAAUCCUUCUGAUAUUGAUCAGCUGGUUACCAUCAAGGGAUUGCUCAUUCGAAGCUCGCCUGUCCUCCCGGAUUUGAAAGAUGCCUUCUUUCGCUGUACGUCUUGCGACUGUUCUGUCGAAGUGAAUAAUGACCGUGGUCAGAUUCGUGAGCCAACAGUGUGCCCUUCCAAUGAGUGUAAAAUGAAGAAUUCCAUGCAAUUAAUCCAUAAUCGCUGCUUGUUUUCUGAUAAGCAAAUUUGCAGACUUCAAGAAACACCAGAUCAAACCCCGGAUGGCCAAACGCCAUAUACUGUUUCCCUUUGUGUUUAUGAUGAUCUCGUAGAUGUUGGAAAGCCCGGUGAUAGAAUGGAGGUGACUGGUAUUUUCCGUGGUGUUCCUGUUAGAACCAAUCCUCGCCGUAGAUCUGUCAAAGCUCUAUUCAAGACGUACCUUGAUGUUGUUCAUAUUAAACGAACAGAUAAAAAGCGGCUAGGUGUUGAUAAGAGUAUUGGUGCCGAGAAUGAUAUGGAAAACAGCUUUGAAGAGACCGAUGAUAUUCAGGAUCAGGAUGUAUCGGACAAUACUGAAGAAGAGAUUCUAAAAUUGGGAUCUAGAACUGACCUGUAUGAGAUUCUGUCGCGUUCCAUUGCCCCCUCCAUUUUUGGAAUGGAAGAUGUUAAAAAGGGGACACUGCUACAGCUCUUUGGAGGCGCUCACAAAUUUUCCAAGUCUAACAAAAGCACACCUCGCAUCAGAGGCGAUAUUAAUAUUCUGCUUGUUGGCGAUCCUGGUGUCAGUAAAUCUCAGUUGCUGAGCUAUGUUCACAAACUUGCUCCUCGUGGUAUUUAUACAUCUGGUAAAGGUUCUUCUGCUGUUGGUCUUACCGCAUAUGUUACUCGCGAUCCAGAAACUAGACAGCUUGUGUUGGAAAGUGGUGCACUAGUACUUUCUGAUGGUGGUAUCUGCUGCAUUGACGAGUUUGAUAAAAUGUCAGACCAUACUCGUUCUGUGCUUCACGAAGUCAUGGAACAACAAACUAUAUCUGUAGCCAAAGCUGGUAUUAUUACCACGCUCAAUGCUCGCACAUCUAUUCUUGCAUGUGCAAAUCCCAUCAACUCCAAGUUUGAUCCCAAUCUAUCUGUUCCAGAAAAUGUGAAUUUGCCACCACCGCUCAUGUCCAGAUUUGAUUUGCUGUAUUUGAUUUUGGACAAGCCUAGCGAGCGUGAUGAUCGUCGUCUAGCUCAGCAUCUUGUUAGCAUGUAUCUGCAUGUUCGACCAGAUAUUUCCAAGACUGAUUUUGUUCCUUUAGAACUGUUUACUAAAUACAUCAACUAUGCCAAAAACCGUAUUGAACCCCGUAUCACUGAGGAAGCUGGUCAAGCCCUUCUCAAUUUUUAUGUUUCCAUGAGGAAAUCUGGCAGUCACGGAGGCUCAAACGUUGUUGUAUUUACUACUAGACAGCUUGAAAGCAUGAUCCGCUUGUCAGAAGCACAUGCUAAAAUGAGGCUUUCAGUUACUGUAGAUCGUCAGGAUGUUGAAGAAGCCAAUAGACUUGUUCUAUCUGCCUUGCAAACUGCUGCCAUUGAUCCACGAACUGGUCGACUAGAUCUUGAUCUUGUUACAACUGGAAUCAGUGCAUGGGGUCGUAAAGUUCAUGAUCAAAAGCGUAGCGCACUUCGUCUGAUGCUUCAAGAGUCUGAAAAGUCGGUGCUAGCAUGGCCAGAAACCUAUCGUUUGUUCACGGAGCAAUCUGACGAGAAGAUCAAUGAAACAGAAUUUAACAAUAUAUUGCGGGAUCUGAUUGAUGAAGGUUACAUUCAUGUAUCUGGACGUAACAACACCAACAAGAUCAUUCGUAAAUUAGGAGUCUAG
Molecule: messenger RNA, 2271 nt
Organism: Batrachochytrium dendrobatidis JAM81
Lineage: Eukaryota; Fungi; Chytridiomycota; Chytridiomycetes; Rhizophydiales
Product: MCM DNA helicase complex subunit MCM4
Exons: 17
Coding region: 1-2271 (756 amino acids)
Biological process (GO): DNA strand elongation involved in DNA replication; DNA replication; mitotic DNA replication initiation
Cellular component (GO): nucleus; MCM complex
Molecular function (GO): single-stranded DNA helicase activity; single-stranded DNA binding; ATP binding
Source: RefSeq, a predicted model, not a curated record